Telopea speciosissima is the source of this 1018-nucleotide messenger RNA. RefSeq lists its product as uncharacterized. NCBI's taxonomy places the organism in Eukaryota, Viridiplantae, Streptophyta, Magnoliopsida, Proteales, Proteaceae. The coding region runs from base 78 to 803 and encodes 241 amino acids. The transcript is spliced from 8 exons. The record is from RefSeq and is a predicted model, not a curated record.
UCACAGAUCUUCUCUGAAACCUAAAAGAACCCUUUUUUCCCCUUUGGCAAGAAGAAGGUGCUUAGCAGGUAGCAACCAUGGUGUCGCAGGAGUAUUUGGAGAAGAUGCAGGCCCGACAGAAUUACCGGAAUCUCUGGCACACCGAUCUCAUGAGUACAAUUCAAGCAGAUACUCCUUAUUGCUGCUUUGCGUUGUGGUGUGGGCCAUGUGUAUCAUACUUGCUCCGCAAACGAGCUCUUUACAAUGAUAUGUCAAGAUAUAUUUGCUGUGCUGGUUAUGUGCCAUGUAGUGGUAAGUGUGGAGAAAGCAAGUGCCCCGAAUUUUGCCUCGCAACUGAGGUCUUCUGCUGCUUUGGAAAUUCAGUUGCAUCAACACGUUUCCUGUUGCAAGAUGAGUUCAACAUACAAACAACACAAUGCGACAACUGCAUUAUUGGUUUCAUGUUCUGCCUCUCACAAAUCGCAUGCAUAUUUUCCAUCAUUGCGAUGAUUGUUGGAAGUAGUGAACUCCAAGAAGCUUCUCAGAUUUUAAACUGUUUGUCUGAUUUUGUUUAUUGCACGGUUUGUGCGUGUAUGCAGACACAGCAUAAGGUUGAAAUGGAUAAAAGAGAUGGGAAGUUUGGACCACAACCAGUGAUGGCUGUGCCUCCGUUUCAGCAGAUGUCGCGUAUAGAUCAGCCAAUUCCUCCUCCAGUCGGUUAUCCACCUCAGCCAAUGUACGGGCAGCCCUAUGGGUAUCCGCCUCCUCCACAGGGGCAAGGUUACCCUCCUGCUGGUUAUCCACCUCAAGGUUAUCCCAAGUGAUCUCGAUUAUGAUGCAAAUAGGGACAUAAACUAGUAAAAUCAUUCAUGAACCUCUGACAUGGGGUUUAUAUAUUUUGCUUUGGGAGAUCUCUAGAGUGAGUUUAUUGAUCUAUUUUUCUAGGAAGAAUGGGUUUUAUGGGUACAGAUGAUCCAUACAUAUGCCUGUUUGUGUAGAUAAACAUAUUUUAGUCGACUGAACAUUUUAGCUUUUACUU